UUUUGGGCUGGAAUUGACACACAAUGAGGAGUCGGGAGCAGCCGCUUAAAAGCCUUCUGUAAAUAAACAGGACCUUCAUCAGGCCGGCGAACUAUGGAGAAUCAGUGCACGGUUCAGGUGAAGCUUGAGCUGGGUCACAGGGCCCAGCUGAGGAAGAAGGUGACGUCAGAGGGCUUCACCCAUGACUGGAUGGUGUUUGUGCGAGGCCCUGAGAACAGCGACAUUCAGCACUUUGUAGAUAAAGUCGUCUUCCGGCUGCACGAGAGCUUUCCUAAACCCAAGAGGGUGUGUAAGGAGCCUCCGUACAAGGUUGAGGAGUCGGGAUAUGCUGGUUUUCUGAUGCCCGUAGAGGUCUACUUCAAAAACAAGGAGCCUAGUAAAGAGGGAAGCAAAGUGUCCAAAUCCCACAAAAUGGCCAAGGAGCAUCGAGAGCGGCCACGAAAAGACUCUGAGAGCAAGACCACAUCCAAAGGAGAUGUUGAACGGGACGGCAGCAGCAAAAGUAGCCGUGACCCUUCCUCAUUUUCAUCUUCAUCAUCCAAGAAAACAGAGAUCAAAGUGAAAGACGAGAACAAAGUCCUGCCCAAAGCUGCUUUCAAGGAGCCCAAACUCACGCCGAAGGAGUCCAAAAUGGAAGGCAUGUCUCCUAAAGGAGGGGGAGCGGGGUCAGCAGGCGGUGGAGGGGGAGGAGGAGCGGCCGAUGGAAAAGCACCCAGCAAACGACCUUCCAAUGUGGAGUCACCCAAACCUAGUGUCAAGAAGCCAAAGAAGGGGGGUUCAGAGGGGUCAAAAGGCUCCAGCAGUGGGGGGUUAACCGGCACCUCCCCCCGAACCGCGUCUUCCUCCACGGCCUCCUCGGGGUAUGUGGAUAAGAAGGCCUCUAAAGAGAAGGGCCGCUGGGCCAAGGGCAAGUCAGAGGAGCCUAGUAAAGAGGGAAGCAAAGUGUCCAAAUCCCACAAAAUGGCCAAGGAGCAUCGAGAGCGGCCACGAAAAGACUCUGAGAGCAAGACCACAUCCAAAGGAGAUGUUGAACGGGACGGCAGCAGCAAAAGUAGCCGUGACCCUUCCUCAUCUUCAUCUUCAUCAUCCAAGAAAACAGAGAUCAAAGUGAAAGACGAGAACAAAGUCCUGCCCAAAGCUGCUUUCAAGGAGCCCAAACUCACGCAGAAGGAGUCCAAAAUGGAAGGCAUGUCUCCUAAAGGAGGGGGAGCGGGGUCAGCAGGCGGUGGAGGGGGAGGAGGAGCGGCCGAUGGAAAAGCACCCAGCAAACGACCUUCCAAUGUGGAGUCACCCAAACCUAGUGUCAAGAAGCCAAAGAAGGGGGGUUCAGAGGGGUCAAAAGGCUCCAGCAGUGGGGGGUUCACCGGAAAUGAGCCUAGUAAAGAGGGAAGCAAAGUGUCCAAAUCCCACAAAAUGGCCAAGGAGCAUCGAGAGCGGCCACGAAAAGACUCUGAGAGCAAGACCACAUCCAAAGGAGAUGUUGAACGGGACGGCAGCAGCAAAAGUAGCCGUGACCCUUCCUCAUCUUCAUCUUCAUCAUCCAAGAAAACAGAGAUCAAAGUGAAAGACGAGAACAAAGUCCUGCCCAAAGCUGCUUUCAAGGAGCCCAAACUCACGCCGAAGGAGUCCAAAAUGGAAGGCAUGUCUCCUAAAGGAGGGGGAGCGGGGUCAGCAGGCGGUGGAGGGGGAGGAGGAGCGGCCGAUGGAAAAGCACCCAGCAAACGACCUUCCAAUGUGGAGUCACCCAAACCUAGUGUCAAGAAGCCAAAGAAGGGGGGUUCAGAGGGGUCAAAAGGCUCCAGCAGUGGGGGGUUAACCGGCACCUCCCCCCGAACCGCGUCUUCCUCCACGGCCUCCUCGGGGUAUGUGGAUAAGAAGGCCUCUAAAGAGAAGGGCCGCUGGGCCAAGGGCAAGUCAGAGGCCCAGGAGGUCAAGGAGUCCAAGAAGCCUCCGGAAUCCGAUGACUCCAACUCAGAUGAUGAGGCCUCGUCUAAGUCUGAGCAGUCAGCACCUUCCAGCCCGUCUAAUUCCAGCUCCAGCUCAGAGUCCAGCUCCGACUCAGACUUUGAGCCACAGCAGAAACAAGGCCAAGGCCCGCUGCGCUCUAUGGUGGAGGAUCUCCAGUCGGAGGAGUCGGAUGAUGACGAUAGCAGCUCAGACGAAGAGACGCCAGUCAAGAACAACCUGCCCGGUCGAGACUCCAGGCUGAGCUUAGACAGCGAGAGUGACUGCAGUGACGGGCCGCAGCGUCCCAGUCGAGACCCACCACCUCAGCCACAGAAACACAGCACCACCAACAACAAGGUGUCAGGCAGAAAGAGUCCAGACUCUUGUUUACGACAAGAAAAGGUCCCGAAGAAGGGAUACGACAAGGCAUACACUGAAGAGCUGGUAGACCUUCAUCGCAGGCUGAUGGCGUUAAGAGAGCGUAGCGUUCUACAGCAGAUCGUGAACCUCAUCGAGGAGACCGGCCACUUUAAUGUCACCAACACAACUUUUGACUUUGACCUUUUCUCACUGGAUGAGUCAACUGUCCGUAAACUACAGAGCUACCUGGAGGCCACCGCCACAUGACAGGAAGUCCAUCGAGACUGGGGGGGGGGCUGCCCUAUUUCACUUCUUUUGUCCUGAGAGAGGGCUGCAAAGGGUGAAAAUCUGUUCACAGAGAAUGAAAACAGUGGGAAAUCUUGAAAAGGAGUGAAACCUACAGUAUUUUGAGGAGGAAGUGCAGCUAUGUACCAACACUACAACACUUCUUCUCUCCUCCUCAAUAUCCUGUUAGACAGAAAGUUCUCUUCUUAACGGGGCCAGAACUGCUUGAAGGUCAUAUUCGAAUCAGCCGGAACGAAAACAAAAAAGUCUCCCUGUAGCCAUACGCACUGAUGCAUCAAGGAUUGCAACCUUUUAUAUUUUAUUUUUGUACCAAUGUUUUUCAAGGUAUUUUUGAUUGUGGUCGGAAAAGGAAGCCCCGCACGCCAUGAAUGUAUCGCAUUUUAUCUUCUAGGGCUAGUCUUAGUGCCUUUUUCACACCAUCUCAUUUGUGCUCUUAGGAAUUACAGCAGUGUUAUCUUUCACUCCGACUUUAGUCAGUCUUUCUCUACAUGUGGGAUACCUGGAUAUCGUCCCAGGGAGAUUCUAGUUUGUAUGCCAGUAUGUAUCAAUCCUCAUUUAUGUGUUCGCCAAAUGGGCCUUAGAACUUAAAUGUCGUGCAUUGCUAGUGCAGCUUGUGAAAAGUAUUUGAAAAUCUGUGUUAAUCUCUGUGUUUUUUUUGUCAUCAUAUAUGGUUUAUUCAUGAGACUAUGCGGGAGAGACAAAAGAAAAGGACGAGACGAGCUGUUUUCCUCUCAUGUGACCCCUGAAACAGCAGUCUGUAGAUUCACUGUGCUUCUGACUCUGACUCUCUCUCAGAGCAACUAUAUCUCGACUUCACUGACUUCACCUCUGUGUCCAUUGUUAUGCUAAUAGCUUUAAGAGGCUCCGUGGCCUGAGCUGCAGACCACAUGCCCUUAACUUCACCCUGCGAGUGUCUGGGAGUGUCGUUUGCGUGGGUUUUGAAUCUCCAACUGAUUCGUCUGAAUCUUGGCGAACAAAAACGUUUAUAUAUGCAUACUGAUUUAGCAUAUUUGUGUGGUUUUCAGCAAGAGAAUGAAUGAGUGUCAUGUGCGUGAACUUUUAACUCCCAGUUCUUGGUGUGUGAACUUUAACCUUUGACCGGAUACUAGUUCAGGUCAGCCUGUCAUAAAGGGGUGGGGCAAGGGGCAAAAGGGGGUGGAGUUCGGUGAAUUUGAGUGGCAGCUCUGAAAAGAGCACACCCGGUUGUUGUUGUUUUUUUAAACAUUAUUUGAGGGAGUUGUUUUUUUAUUUAUGUACCUCUGCACUUUUGGCUUUGUUGACUCAAGUACUUAAUUGUCUAAAUUGUAUUUUUAAUAAUUUUAUACAAUAUUUACAUGCAAUAUGAUAUUAUUUUGUCGAUUUUUGUGUCAAGAAAUGCCAGCCUUUUUUUUUUUUAGGAAUUUGUUAUUUUCUUUCUUUUCCCUCUCUGUAUCAGCACAUUAUAUGUCAUAGACUGUAAACGUGACCAUCAGAACUUGAAACUGUUACUUCAGGCCAAUUUAUGAGUUCAUAGCAGGGUGUGUUUGUAUAUCAGAGUUGAAUUUCUACAAGUUGACAUCUAGCAUCUGUUUUGUUGUAGCCUCAUUAUCCACUACAAAGGGAGGACUGCAGAUUUGCGAAACGAACAAGUAUUUGUUAAUGUAUUUGAUUUAAACCAUGCUGAAAAGCUGGUUUGCUUGUCAUAGAGUGGUUUUGGGCACUUGAUCGGUUAAACCAGCUAAGACCAGUUGGUUGAAGUUUUUUUUUCUUUUCUUUUUUUUCAGCAGGAAAGUGGAGAACCUCUGUGUUUUGUACAUGGGAUGCAGCAAAGAAACACUAAUGGAGGGGCAAAUAUUUCAAUCAUAUUACAUAGAUACACAUGUAUAGUAGACAGUGGGUGAGUCUGAGGAAACAUUAAUCAACGGUUAAUACUGCAUCAUUUUCACAUAUUUCGCUUGAAGGUUCAGAGAGCUGUCUUUUGUCAGUCAGUGGUGCUUUUAUUUGUGGUUGUGAGCGCGGAAGAACUUGCUGUAUUUAUCCGUGGGGUUUGGGGAGGUCUGGGUUUUUACAUAUGUUCAGAUAACGUGGUAGAAAACCUUCCGUGAUCUGAACAGAAGAGUAACUUUAGUAUAACGUGUUAAACUUGGCAUACAAUACCACCAUGUGGUCAUUUGAUGCUAGUUGUAAUAAGGGCAAAAGAUGUUACUUUUUAUGUUUUAUUGAAAAAUCAUAUUAUGAAUAAAGUCUUUUGAGUACUGUUC
Molecule: messenger RNA, 4853 nt
Organism: Sinocyclocheilus grahami
Lineage: Eukaryota; Metazoa; Chordata; Actinopteri; Cypriniformes; Cyprinidae
Product: protein ENL-like
Exons: 12
Coding region: 94-2574 (826 amino acids)
Biological process (GO): positive regulation of DNA-templated transcription
Cellular component (GO): transcription elongation factor complex
Molecular function (GO): chromatin binding
Source: RefSeq, a predicted model, not a curated record